AUGGCAGGCCUUCAACUCAACAUCGACUGGAAGUCGAAUCGACGGGCCAUCGCUUUCUGCCUGGUGGCUGCGAUUGGUGCCCUUUGCUAUGGCUAUGAUACCAUCUACUAUACGGGUGUUCAGGGUAUGACAUGGUUUGCGAAGGACUACGGAGAGGAAGGCUCAGACGGCUCCUUCUCGCUUGGAACAACGUUCCUGUCCUUGUCUGCGAGUAUCAUCUACGUGGGAGAACUUGCCGGUGCACUCGCCGCCGCUCCCAUCAAUGACUUUUUCGGCCGGCGUGCCGUGUUUCUGUCUGCCUCGCUCUGUAUCGUUGCCGGAGCCAUCGUGCAGGCCUGCUCAUUUGGCUCGCAUCCAGUCUUCUACGUCAGCCGGGUCCUGAUCGGUCUCGGUGUCGGGCAGUUCACGGCCACCUGCCUGAUCUACAUCGGAGAGGUGGCACCAUCCGCCAUCCGAGGCCCAGCGCUCAUGUCUUUUCAAUUCAUGCAGUCCAUCUCUCAACUGGUCGGAGCCUGCGUCAACCAAGGCACACAGGGCAUCCAAAGCUCCCAGUCCUACCGUAUCCCCAUGUGCCUCCUCGUCGUGCUCCCCGGUAUCAUGCUCCUCUGCCUCCCGUUCACCCCGGAAAGCCCAGUCUGGUACAUGUCCAAGGGCAAGCGCGAGCAAGCGAUCAAAUCCCUCCGCAAGAUCAACCGCAGCAUGCCGGACUACGACCCGUCCGCGGAUAUCCAAGCCAUCGAGGACGCAGUCCAAAAGGAACAGGAAAUGGCCAAGGACGCCACCUGGGCUUCCCUCUUGACCGAUCCUGUCGAGCGCCGUAAGCUGUUCUACGCCUGUGGUGUCAUGUUCGUCCAACAGAUCAACGGGAUCCAGUUUUGGUACACCUACGGCGUUGUGUUCGCACAAUCCAUCGGUGUUGCAGACCCCUUCACCAUCAACACAAUCAUUUAUGUCCUGCAGAUCAUCACUGUCGGUGUCUCCGUCGUCUUUGGGAACCGGAUCAAGCGCCGUACGAACCUCCUCGUGUGCUCAUGCGGGAUGUUUAUCUCCCUACUCACCGUCGGGGGUCUCGGGACCACCAAGGCCGCUGAUGGCACGCUCAGCCGUGGCAUUGGCAUUGGCAUCGUCGUCCUGGCGUACGUCAACAUCAUCUUCUACAACUUCUCCAUCGGAACCCUCUCCUACUCCAUCGCCUCGGAGAUGUCCGUCGGCCGAAACCGAAACAAGAUCACCUCGUGCGCUAUGGGCGUGUUCUUCAUCACCGUCUGGCUCAUGGUCUUCACCAGCCCCUACAUGUACUAUACGGCAAACCUAGGCCCGAUGAUUGGAUUUGUCUACGGAGGUACAUCGCUGUUCUUGCUGGCAUACUCGUGGUUCUGUGUUGGUGAGACCGCAGGGCGCAGCAAUGCGGAUAUUGAGAGGCUCUUCCAGGAUCGGGUUCCCGUUCGCGAGUGGGCGACGUAUGUUAUCCCUGAGGAUGAUGGAGCGGAUUUGAAGAAGAAGGGCACCGAAGAUGAGCAGAUUGAGACGGUAUGA
Molecule: messenger RNA, 1536 nt
Organism: Aspergillus bombycis
Lineage: Eukaryota; Fungi; Ascomycota; Eurotiomycetes; Eurotiales; Aspergillaceae
Product: sugar transporter
Exons: 1
Coding region: 1-1536 (511 amino acids)
Biological process (GO): transmembrane transport; carbohydrate transport
Cellular component (GO): membrane
Molecular function (GO): carbohydrate:proton symporter activity
Source: RefSeq, a predicted model, not a curated record